Messenger RNA from Aegilops tauschii subsp. strangulata, 2916 nucleotides. RefSeq names its product protein FAR1-RELATED SEQUENCE 5-like. Lineage: Eukaryota; Viridiplantae; Streptophyta; Magnoliopsida; Poales; Poaceae. The record is from RefSeq and is a predicted model, not a curated record.
GCUGUUCCCCGGCGGACGACUUCAGCUCCGGCGAGCGCCUUCGAUCUCAGGCGACAAAGUUCUGCUACGCGCAUGUACCGAGAUCCUCCAAUUGUUUUCUCUGAUGCUCCUCCGGCUGGAUCCGCUGCAAAUUGGCAUACCGAAGAUGGGGCGGCAAAUGAGGAGAGUUUUGUUCAGCAACCUUUCACAAGUCAUGGUGGUGGGGAUUCAGGUGGUGUCCUAAACACUCACGGUGGAAUGCAUGAUGCAGAUGAGGAUGAUGAUAUUUCAUCUCAGCCACUUCUGCCCUAUGUUGGCAUGGAAUUUGACUCAAUUGAAGAUGCCCAAAAGUUCUAUAAUGACUACGCAUUUGGAACGGGUUUUGGCUCACGCAUAGCUUCCUCAAAGAACAGCCAGAAGAAAGGUCCACAACAACUUAUCAAGAGGGUCUUCCAAUGUGUGCAUGCUGGCAAACCGGAGACUACAUGUGAGACAAGCAGCCACUCGGAAGGAAUUGCAGCAGGGGGAAGCUCAUCAAGCAAGCAGGCCGGGGUUGAAAUGGAUGUGACAGUCAAGCGUCAGAGGAAUCGGAUUAUCCGUUAUGAUUGCAAAGCUCAUAUGAUUGUUGGCCUCAGGGGCAAUAAGUGGGUUGUUACCUACUUUGUUGCACAGCAUACACACCCUUUGAUGCAGCAUGAGGAGAUUGUGAGGUUCUACCGCUCACACCGCAAAAUUCCAGAAGAAGAUUACCAACUACUGAUGACAAUGCAUGAUGUAAACUUGUCAACUACAAAUUGCAUGGGAAUGCUUGGAAUGGUCCAUGGCGGAGACCGGAGGAAACUGCCAUAUGUGAAGAGGGAUGUUUCAAAUGCGCGUUCCAAGCUGCGACAAAAUCAGUCAUUUCAGGACAUGGAUAUGACGGUUGCUUACUUUAAGAGGCGUCAAACUGAGAAUGCUCAAUUCUACUACGCAACAGAAGUUGACAAAGAAACAAACGAAGUGACAGCUCUGUUUUGGGUGGAUGGAAGGACAAGAGCAUUGUACCCAAAGUACAAAGAUUGUGUGUUCUUUGACACAACAUUUUGCACAAAUCGGUACAAUCUGCCUUUCGCUCCUAUUGUUGGUGUGAACAACCACUUGCAAACCGUGCUGCUAGGUUGUGCCUUGGUGCCAGAUGAACAAAUAGAAACUUUCAAGUGGGUGUUUCAACAUUGGAUGAUUGCAAUGAAUAAUGAGCACCCGUUGAACCUAAUGACUGACCAGGACAAGGCAAUGGAAACAGCAAUAAAAGAUGUCUUCCCAAACACAGUGCAUAGGUGCUGCAAAUGGCACAUCCAGCGAAAAGCAAGGGAAAAGUUGGGUAGGAUCCUGAGCAUGGAUGAAAAUUUUGAGCAGGUUUUCUAUGGGGUUAUCAAUGAUUCGGAGACGGUGGAUGAGUUCGAGGAGAAUUGGCAGCAUAUGCUGCAUUGCUUUGAAUUGGUUGACAACAGACAUCUAAGCAACAUGUGGCGUAAGCGAGAGACAUGGGCUCCAGCAUACUUCCAAAAGAACUUCUUCCCAUUUACAAGCACUACAGGGCGGUCUGAGGGUCUCAACUCCUACUUCAAGACAUUUGUCAACCCUCAAGACUCUGUCUGGAGAUUUGUACAACAAUAUGAGGUGCUUCAAGAAACAAUGUUGGACCGUGAAGACAAUCAAGCUUUCAUAGGCCACGCAACAACUGCACCACUUUACUCAAGGUAUGUGUGUGCUUUGUAGAGAGAAAAAGUUAGAACAGGGAACUUGAAAAACUCAAAAUCAUUGACCUUUUCAUUGCAACAUUCAGGUACAACUUUGAGCACCAAGCAGUUCACUUCUAUACCCGAAGCGUGUUUCUCAAGUUUCAAAAAGAGGUCAUGGCAUCAACAGGCUUCAUCAUGAACCUGGCCCCUGCUCUUGACAAUGCAAGCGUGAGGUUUGAGCUGCACUCAAAUUACUUUGAGAACCCCCGAAUAUUUUCAGUGAAUGUUGUGUUGGCGAGGAGAAGUUUGAAUGCAGCUGCAACUGUUUUGAGAUGAAUGGGAUUAUUUGUGCACACAUCAUAAGGGUAAUGGUGCAUCUCAAUGUCCAAAAAAUUCCACAAAGAUACAUGCUAGAGAGGUGGUCAGAAGCUGCGACAACGGCAAUGAGCGGUGGUGGAUGUCUCCUAGAUUUUGGGCACCCUGCGACCAACACUCUCAAGUACAACGCCUUGUGCAGAAAGUAUACAUGGUUGGCUUCACAAGCUUGCAGCAACGAUCUUGCCUACAAAAUAAUGAAUGAUGCAGCUCACCAACUUGAGCCCCUCAUAGCUGCAGCAAAGCAAGGGGCGCUCCUAGAACAACAAGAAGCAAAUCAGCCGCAAGCAAUGCAACAGCAACAACAAACCCCCGAGCCAACCACUGUGCCGCAACCUGAUGGCGAUGCCAUGCUUCAGAACCCCGCACGUGUUCCAAAAAAAGGGCGUCCGACUGAAAAAUUAAAGAGGAGAAAGACUCUGAUUGAGCAACGAGAAGAUGCACAUAAGAAUAAAGAUAAGAAAGAUGAAAAGAAGCAAACCAAGCCCAGAGGAAAACCUGGACCAAAGAAGAAAGCGCCUCCUUGUUCGUACUGCAACGAAGAAGGUCACGGUGUCCAAACAUGCCAGUACUUGAAGGCUGCAAUGGGGGUCAAAAAAUGUCCCUACUGUGAAGAGCAAGGUCAUGCUGUGCAAGAAUGUCCCUACCUAAAAGCUGCAAUGAAGACAGAUGCUAGCAUGGCUAGAGCAACAGAGCUUAGGCUAUGAUCAACUUCGACCAGAAAAAGAAAAAGAAAACUCUCUUGCUACUACACAUUUGUAAUAUUGGUUACAUAGAUUAGUUUCUUGACAAAGAGAAUGGUGCAAUUUACAUUAGAGGACAAAAAGUAGUUAUUUCAUCA